AUUUUUUAGGUAUGUGUGUUUAAGAACACUCUGGCAAUCACCAGAAUGUAUCACUGAAGAAUAUGAUGGCUGAAGGCAAUUUAAAAAUGGUGAAGAUUCAACAGUGUGUAGUAACCAAUAAGCUGCCUAGAAACAGACCUUAUACUUGCAAUAUUUGUCUCAAACACUUUGAAACACCAUCAAAAUUAGCAAGACAUUAUCUGAUUCAUACUGGUCAAAAGCCAUUUGAAUGUGAUGUGUGUCACAAAACCUUUAGACAACUGGUUCAUCUGGAAAGGCAUCAGUUAACUCAUAAUCUGCCUUUUAAAUGCAGUAUUUGUCAGCGCCACUUUAAAAACCUGAAGACUUUUGUGAAGCACCAACAACUUCACAAUGAAACCUAUCAAAAUGAUGUUAAGCAGGUUAGAAGAUGGCUGGAGGCCACGCAAGAAAAGCCAGUGUGCGGAAUGUAUAAUACUUUUAGCACAGAGAGGUGGGCAUUACAUCCAUGCUCAAAGUCUGAUCCCACAUACAGCACUACGAAGAGAAGAAAGAACGCUCAUGCAUGUACAAUCUGUGGCAAGAUGUUUCCAUCACAAUCCAAACUUGAUAGGCACGCACUGAUUCACACUGGUCAGAGGCCUUUUAAAUGUAUCUUGUGUGGUAAGUCUUUCCGGCAGUCAACUCAUUUAAAAAUCCACCAGCUCACACAUUCAGAAGAAAGACCUUUUCAGUGUUGUUUUUGUCAGAAAGGAUUUAAGAUUCAAAGCAAACUUCUGAAGCAUAAACAAAUCCAUAUGAGAAAUAAGAACUGUCAGACUCUUUCAUUAAAGGUGAAGAAUCCAGAAUCAUGCCCCCGGCCUCGUAAACUAAGUGCGAAACAGGACGGUUUUGAAAAUGGUGAGAUGGGUGGCUCUGAAGAGAAUAACCUGCUUGGUGUCCACUCUGUUUACGUCGUCCCUUUCCAAUGUCUGGAGUGUGAGGAGUGUUUUGAAUCAGAGCAGAUUCUUAGGGGACAUGAGUGUGUCCCUGGAAGAGGUGGCAACAUUCCAAGCAGGCUCAGAAGAAGCUACAACUAUAAAACCAUCGUUAAAAAAAUCUUGGCCAAACUUAAACGUCCUGGAGGUAAAAAUCUAGAUAACUUGCAAUCAGAGAAAAAAGUAUUGAAAAGCAGUUUCCUGAAAAAUAGUGACUUUAUUUCUUGUGAACAGAACUCAGAGGAAACCCAGAAAACACCUACGGGUUCUCUUGGAACAUACAAGACAGUUGGCAUCAAAAAGAAGAAAUCUUUAAUGUUACCAUUUUCUUGGCAAAAGCAACUCCAAAGCCAAAAUAUGGGGAAAAACUUGAAAAGUACCCGUACAACAGAAAAUAUAUUAACUAUGGAAAAUUUAGUGACUAAUAAAGACUUAGCAAUCUCCGGUUCACCAGGUGAGGCAUUCUUUAAUAAACCUAAAGGGCUUCAGUGUGACUUGUCAGUUCCAGUUGGAAACAUACAUACUGGACAUAAGAUGUGUCCUUGUGACAGAUGUGAAAAAGUAUUUCCUUCUAUAUCCAAACUACAGAGACACUAUUUAAUUCACACUGGACAGAGACCUUUUGGCUGUAAUGUUUGUGGGAAAUCGUUUAGACAGUCAGCUCACUUAAAAAGACAUAAACUAACUCAUAUUGAAAAGAUUCCUCAUCGAAGAUCCCUUUGCCAAAUGGAAUUUGGAAAUUUGAACAAACAUUUCAUUGAUCCUGGUGAUAGUGUUAGUUAUAGUACUUCCCAACAGUAUGAAGCUCUUGAUUUUCAGAACCAUAAAGUUUCAGAGUCCAGUGAAAUGUCAGAAGUGGUAGUUAAGUCAGAAUCGGAGGAUUUCACUCCAGGUACCCAGUGUAGGAGCAGGCAGCUCUGUGCCUCUAGCACACGUUUGAAAUCAGAGCAGACCUAUCAUCGUAGUGACUCAGAGCGUCCUGAGAGAAGUAAUGGCCUCGUUUACCAAUGCAGUGUCUGUUCUAAAAGUUUCCGAUCUCCAUCUAAACUGGAAAGACACUAUCUGAUUCAUGCAGGGCAGAAACCAUUUGAAUGCUCAGUUUGUGGCAAAACCUUCAGACAGGCUCCUCACUGGAAGAGACAUCAACUUACUCACUUUAAAGAGCAAUCAUAAUAGAAAGUGAUGGUUCAAGAUUCAGUUGUUUAACCUGCAACCAGUAACUCAUUUGUGGUCUCUGAUGAUCUUGGAUCAUUUAGAAUGCAUCUUUUUUUUUUUUUAACCAAAAUGACUGUUAAACUGAUUUUACAGACAGCUGCUGCUUCUUGCAAAAUAAGGUAAAAUGUAAAAAGUAAAGUUUCAGGAAAAGAAAUUACUUUUGGAUAGCAGAGCAUACUAAGGUACCAGAGCACAUUUAUUUUACUAUAAAUAUACAUUUUUAUCUGUAUUGAAAAUUGUAAGUCCAUGUUAUACAAAUAAUUUAGUCUCAGCUUGUAAAGAAAUUAUUUCCUGACAUGUCAUGCUUGGGGUAUAUGUACUCAGAGGGUGGGCAGGCAAAAACUUGUAGCAGGAGGCCUACUAUGUUUUGCCUCAUGUAUUUUAUAUUUCACAGUAAAGCAUAAUUCUGUUUUCCUAUG
Molecule: messenger RNA, 2590 nt
Organism: Ochotona princeps (American pika)
Lineage: Eukaryota; Metazoa; Chordata; Mammalia; Lagomorpha; Ochotonidae
Gene: ZNF770
Product: zinc finger protein 770
Exons: 1
Coding region: 63-2129 (688 amino acids)
Biological process (GO): regulation of transcription by RNA polymerase II
Molecular function (GO): RNA polymerase II cis-regulatory region sequence-specific DNA binding; DNA-binding transcription factor activity
Source: RefSeq, a predicted model, not a curated record